Molecule: messenger RNA, 1410 nt
Organism: Peronospora matthiolae
Lineage: Eukaryota; Oomycota; Peronosporomycetes; Peronosporales; Peronosporaceae
Source: the annotation of a GenBank genome assembly
AUGCAGACGCUUCUGUUCGCUGACCCGUCAGCGCAACACUUUUCUGAGUCUAGCCAGCCUCUUGAGGAAGCAGACUUAGACCGACGUGAAGAGCUAUCCGAAGCACUGUCAGCUUUUGCACAGAUUCCUACGCUUGAUGCGUCAUCGAGUCAUCGCGCAACAAGCAAGUCGAUUGAUGAGGCCCUGCGUGGUGAAAGUGAUGUGAUAUUUUAUGUUGGUGGAGGAGAUGAGCACCACUUGGUGAUCGAUGCCCCAAAUGGUCUGUCGGCGCGGUUGAACAAAGAUGACUUGUCGCAGCUCUUAUGUUGUGUUAACAGCGUACGGUCAAAGCUUGUUAUUGUCAUUGCGCCAUCGCGCGGUACCGCUUGUUUGCUUGCAGAAUGUGGCGCUCCUCAUGUUUGCUAUCUAAGCUCGGCAAGCAAGCAUUCUCUGCGAGUAACUGCUUUUAUUAGAGCCCUAUUUGCAGGCCUUUUAAAAGGAUUUCAUGUCCUCAAGAGCUACGUUCUGGCGGAACUUGUAGCACUGAAUGACUUGCUGCCUAUCAUGCGGCCGUCGGAGCAAGUCUGCGAAAUGCUGCCACUUGCAGAACAACACGACAUUCUGAUCGGUUCUUCUCCAGCAGUUCCCACGGUGACCAACAGGGACGUGGCUGUCUUGCUCAGCGGACAUUUUAUUCCCGUUCUGUCAGCGCAUUUUCUUGGAAGGGACGCAGUCGUCCGCAAGGUCAAGUCAGCGCUGACUCAAAACGUUCGAGUUUGUAACGUUUAUGGAGCUCGAGGUGUUGGAAAAUCGUCGAUCGCUGUUCAAAUUGCAAAAACUUUCUAUCGCACAAGAAGUUACACAAAUGGAGUGCAUUAUUUUGCUGUCGACAAACUAGUUGAGCACAUCCAGAACAGCAGCACACCUGUGCCAGUUGUCACUGGAAGUCACGGCUUUGUACAGCCUGUUCAGCAAAAGGAUGCUCUGGAAAUGGUGCUGCAGGAAGUCGAAAGUCUUUUGCGCUCACUCCCAGAAAUGGAUCUUGCAGAUCAUCUUGCUACGCUUGUAGUGCUGGACAGCUGCGACAUCGCACUUCCAGCACUUGAGAUUUUUAUUCUCAACAUUGUGCGGGCAUUUCCUUGUGUUCAGAUCUUGCUCACGUCGAUCGAAAAGCUGCAGAUCGAAGUAAACGAUGGUGAAGUCUUGACGAGAGAAACCAUUCACGUAGAGGAGCUCGGAAAGCUAGAUUGUGCAAAACUUUUUUUCAAGCAAGCGCGAGGCCAUUUGACUUCACGACAGAUUCGACAACACUUUUCAGACACCAGCAUUGAAGCCCUGUCCGAGGACGAACGCCUACUCGGUACCGCGGGCAAUCCUCUUUCGAUUUCUCGUCUCGUGUACGAGUUAGAGUCGCAGUCGGCCAUUGACUGA